AUGGAUAUGCCACCUACAUACUCACCGAUCAUUCGACCGGUUAUACAUCAACAACAUGCGGUGCCACCGUAUCUGUCACAUGACUUGUCGUCACCAUCGCCACUGUCCUCACCCUCAAUGUUAUCAAUGACGCCAAACAUUGGCAACACACCAACGCCGCCAGUUCUACUUUUGAACCAGACAUUCCUGCAUGUUAUGCAGCCAGUCGGGGACAGGGACAGGGACAACAAUCAACCAAUCUUCAUGCCUCUGAACAAUAAUAAUAACAAUCACUUCGUACUCAAUAACAUUAACAACAACAAUGCCAACUUGUUGACAACUACAACUACAACUACGACUACAGCCACUACUGCAGCAACAACAACCAACUUGAACAUCAACAACAACAACAAUAAUAAUAAUAAUAAUAACAAUGUAUUUAAUCAUAGUAUAUCACCUUCACUUACACCUACAUCUUUAAGUGUUCCGUCAACACCUUUGGUCGGGCCACUCAAUCAUCCGCCACAGUCAAACAAUGUUGCCGCCAACACAACACUGGCGCCACUCAAUCAAACACCUUUCGGAACAGUCAACACAUUACAUCUACAACAACAACCACAACCAUUACAACUACAACCUCAACAACAGAUGUCUACAACUACAACUACAACUACAACAAAUGGCAGUGCAAUACUUAGGAGGAUAGCAGUCAGCAAUAAUGUACAAAGAACAAUGGAGACUGAAGAACAGGUAGUACCAAGAGGCUCAAACUCACCUCUUAUAUCAUCUUGUAAGAAGAGAGUGAAACUAUGGUAG
Molecule: messenger RNA, 795 nt
Organism: Acytostelium subglobosum LB1
Lineage: Eukaryota; Evosea; Eumycetozoa; Acytosteliales; Acytosteliaceae
Exons: 1
Coding region: 1-795 (264 amino acids)
Source: RefSeq, a predicted model, not a curated record